AUGCUUCGUGGUCCUGUCUAUGAGACAUUCUUUGUCAUGUUUCUCUCUUUUGGCACUCUGAAUGUACAUCUUCACAAUCGAUUCAUCACCGAGACCGUCAUUCGAGAGUACUACGAUACCUUCCCGAGGACUCUUCUUGAUUCGUACAUCGUUAAGUACAAGACGUUCUUCAAAAAGAAACCUAUGCUUUCGUAUUUCUUCUAUCUCUUCGUCCUCUUGGGCGUUUACGCAUCUUUCGUCGUUCCGGAACUGUUUUAUCGCGGAAAUUAUGCAAUCCAUCCUUCUGCUUGGGUUUCUCUGGGAACAACUUCUGCUAGCCUAGUCCUAAGCAUAUUUGUCUGGUUUUCCACGAAAAGACAAGCCACUGCGAUCCCAAGCGAUUCUACCGUAACCCAAAGACUGCAGGUUCAUCAAGCACAAACAACCGCUGCUAAGAUGAUGCUCCUUACCGUACUCCGUUGGGUUAUCAGCGUCUCAUGGGUUGUUAUUCCCUUCUUCCCAAUAAAACACACUUCUGACACCAAUGUCCUUUGCCUUCUGAUCCUCGGAGUCUGCAGAUGCAUGGAAGCCACGCUGUUCCCGAUCCUAUUCCCUCUUCUCCGUCACAUUGACCUGAAACUAUUUCACACUGAAAUGGAGAACCAGUUCGCUGCUGCAAUUAUCACAAUACUGGUUUUUAUGGUUGGUGCCAUAACAAAUAUCCUUGUUUUGUAUGCUGCAAAGAAGCUGCCUUCCAUGAACAGCUCCUUUGGUAUUAUCACCAAAAACCAAGCAGUUUCAACUACGAUCCUUUGUUUUAUUUUUAUUUUCUUCGCCUUUCCAUGGCAGUUGGAAUUGGCGAUUAGUUUCAUUGCAUACUCUCAUUAUGUAGGUAUAGUUGCUACAACAAUGUACCAUUCUUCUAUUAUGUUCCAUUUCUUUCUGGCGUUUAACCGAUUGUGUGCUGUAUUCUUUCCACUUCACUAUAAGAGUAUCUUCACUAAUUUUUUCACUCUCAACGUCAUGAUUAUGCUUUGGAUUAUAGCUAUCAUCAAAUGUACCAUAUCCUACGGAGCUGUUGGGUGCUAUUUUCAAUAUUACGAAUCCUUCUGGACAUUCUCCUCUUUAUCAUCUGAAUUUUGUGAUUCUGUAAACUGGUACACCGAUUUUAUCCCCAACAACUCAUUUGGUGUCAUAAUAGUUACUAUAAACUUGGUGUCUGGUUAUAGAGUAGGGAGAAACAGAAAAUCAUUGAAUCCAGGAGUUCAAAUGACGAAGCAACAGAGACAACGAGAAAUAUACUUUGUCAAGCAAACCUUUUUCCAAGGAACUUCCGUUUUCGCUGGACUUGUAACCUAUUAUGUAUUGGCUCCAUUAUUCGUGAACGAGGUUAUCCUUUUUGUUCUCUCCAAUAUUUGGGCUUUCAUGCAGGCAGCGGAAGGAGUAAUUAUUUUUGCAUCAAAUCGCGAAAUGCGUUCGGUAAUACGGAAGCCAAAAAAGCUAUACACUCAAAUGGAAUACCUCAAAACAUACGGAGAGUUUUCAGUACCAGCUGGAACUUUUAUAAUGAUUUUUGAACGUUAUGGGGCAGUAUUCUUUCCCAAUUCUCGUUUGACAUUGAAAUACAAACUGUGGUUUAUGGGUCUUCUUUGUCUCUAUCUCAUUGGUUUGAGCACUUCUAUCUACUUAAUGAGAAUAUGUACAACAUCACUUGCUCAACUGUCAGCCUAUUCUAUAAACUGUUUUCUGUCGACAGUAUCGUCUGUGAUUUUCGUUCAUUUGUACUUUACUUCGAAGAGACAGUAUUAUAAAACAUUGGGAGUGUUGCAACUCAAAGAACGAUAUCUGUUAUCAGAAAGCUAUGAGUUAUGCCAAAACUGCUUUGCUGCUACAUUUACUUCUCUUGCCAUCAACACUUCGCUUUUCCUUUCUUUCUGGCUCUUUGUCCUGGGUAUCAUUCCUUUUGGUUUUAUGUAUCCAUAUUUUCUGUGUUACGACAUGGUGUUAAACAUAUCUGCGACUCUUUAUCCCAUCCUCUUCAUUUGCAACAGUAAGAAAAUCAAGAGAAAGAUUCACGCGAUGAAAACAGGUCCACCUCAAGAAAUUGAAAUUCGUCAAUUGAAUGGAAACAUAAUAAACACUACUCAAACUCAGGAAGAGUACUUCCAGCAAUUGAAUAACUGUUGGGCCUGA
This is a messenger RNA of Caenorhabditis briggsae, 2172 nucleotides long. The transcript is spliced from 13 exons. The record is from RefSeq and is a predicted model, not a curated record. The coding region runs from base 1 to 2172 and encodes 723 amino acids. Gene Ontology annotation, cellular component: membrane. Lineage: Eukaryota; Metazoa; Nematoda; Chromadorea; Rhabditida; Rhabditidae.